ACAAGUCCAUUUUUCCUUCAUUUUUUUUUUUUUUUCAACGGGUGGGCACGUGCCGCCGUGCCAACAACGACGUUCCCAUCGGCAUCGUCAUCGUCAUCAUCGUCAUCAUCCCUGAGGCGGAGGCCUCCGACCGCACCGGUCGCAACGUUCCAAGAAACUGUCACAAGGUGACAAAUAUGAGGCCGAGUCUGCUCGUCGGCAGGCGUCGAGGUCCGAUCUCACUCGGGCUCACUCGGGCUCACUCGGGCAAAACACGUGGACGUUUUGAAAAAAAAAAAAAAAAGAUGGGCCAACACUUCCUAAACGGGCCCGCUCGGGGAUUAAUCAUUCAUUUGGAGGGCUCCGAAGCAUCCUCGCUCAAGGGCUGCUGGGAGAUAUAUUCUAAUGAAGACGGAGAACGCCGGGCUUCAGAAAAAAACAAACCCCAAAAAAAAAAAAACCCCAAGAGGUUUGGUUGUCAUUUGGAAGAAGUCUCGGACUUUCCGGAGAGCUCGGAGACCAAUCGCGGAGCUAUGAAUGCCGUCGUGGAAGCGGUCGCCUUCUUCUUGGGUUUUCUGGGGUGGCUGAUGGUGGGCAUCGCCCUUCCCAAUCGGUACUGGAGAGUGUCGACGGUGGACGGCAACGUCAUCACCACGUCCACCAUCUACGAGAACCUGUGGAUGUCCUGCGCCACCGACUCGACGGGCGUUCACAACUGCCGCGAUUUCCCGUCCUUGCUCGCGCUAAACGGGUACAUACAAGCCUCUCGAGCGCUCAUGAUCGCUUCGAUCGUGUUCGGGACCUUCGGCCUGGUGGGAACGCUGGUCGGGAUGCAGUGCUCCAAAAUCGGAGGGGACAACUACGUCCUGAAGGGCAGGAUCGCCGCCAUUGGGGGCGUCUUCUUCCUACUACAGGGAACGUGCACCAUGAUCGCCGUGUCUUGGUACGCAGCCAACAUCACACACGAGUUCUUUGACCAGGACUACCCAGGGACAAAGUACGAGAUCGGAGAAGGUUUGUACAUCGGCUGGUCCUCGGCCGUACUCGCCCUGUGCGGAGGCGGAUGUCUGGUGUGUGCGUGCGGCGUCGAUGAGCCGGGCCAAAAAAGGCCUUAUCCGUACCAGCCGUCCUCCAGGGGGCGUGUGCUGACCACCACAUCGCGCUCCACCCCCAGCAACUACGGAAGAAACGCGUACGUGUGACGAGUGGCCGAGAAGUGGUUUGAACCCGCAACCGCAUAUUCAACAGGAAGACGCCAUCAAACAGAGAAAUGUGCAGCUCAAUCUGAAACUUCUCUAUUUUUUUUUUUUUUUUUUUUACUCCUUUUUAAGACCAACUUGUAACAUACAUGCAUCGUGAUCUUUACGCAAACGUUGAAGUCGAACAGGACGGUAGUCGCGCAGUAAAGAUAGCAAUAUCUUUAGGGCGACGACCACGUGAUCGGGGCUGCAAUAUCGAGACUUCUGUGCAUUAGCAACCUCACUGAAACAAUAACGAGAAAUAAUUCUUGUCCCAGAAAGGGAUUUUUAGUUUUAGGUUUUUUUUUUUACAAGACAUGAUCAGAAUCAAAACCAAAUCAUUACCUUUGUACAUAUUUUACAAUCCCUAAUUUCCAGCUAUUGUGAACUCAAUAUCCCACCUGAUUGGGUUAUCGCAACAACGCUAACAUAAUAAGCCCCCCCCCACCCCCAUUAACAAAACAAUCACUGUGAACUUUAUGAAUUUGGGGAAAUAUUUAUGGUAUAGCUU
Messenger RNA from Syngnathoides biaculeatus (alligator pipefish), 1728 nucleotides. Its product is annotated as claudin-15-like. Gene Ontology annotation, molecular function: structural molecule activity. NCBI's taxonomy places the organism in Eukaryota, Metazoa, Chordata, Actinopteri, Syngnathiformes, Syngnathidae. Gene Ontology annotation, biological process: cell adhesion; bicellular tight junction assembly. The record is from RefSeq and is a predicted model, not a curated record. The transcript has 5 exons. Gene Ontology annotation, cellular component: plasma membrane; bicellular tight junction. The coding region runs from base 177 to 1181 and encodes 334 amino acids.